Messenger RNA from Eurytemora carolleeae, 630 nucleotides. RefSeq lists its product as uncharacterized. The transcript has 3 exons. The coding region runs from base 45 to 437 and encodes 130 amino acids. The record is from RefSeq and is a predicted model, not a curated record. NCBI's taxonomy places the organism in Eukaryota, Metazoa, Arthropoda, Copepoda, Calanoida, Temoridae.
AUUUUUUCAAAAAUGUUAAUUUGUAGGUGUGUGUUGGUGUCUUGAUGUUUGUCUGUGUGUAUGGUUACCCUCAGGGGCCCCCACCAGGAGGAGAAGGACCCCUAGCUUUCCCUAGACCAGGGGCAAACGGAGAUUAUGCAGCAGGAGAUUAUUUCCAGUACAUCAAUGUACCGGCUCACAAGGUUUUUGAGUGGGGAUACAGGAGAGGAAACCCCAGUCAUAACAGGGAACAAUAUCUUUCACAGAAGGAUCACACAUUCAAAUCUAAGCUAAAGUGGAGUGAUGCCUACGGCGGACAUGGCGAGCAUUACUUUGAUUACAAUCACGGCGAUUCCUACAAAGAGCCCGCCCCUGCAUACCAACCAGCCCCCGCCUAUGCCUCCGAACCUGAGCCUGUUUACGAACCAGCUCCUACACUUUAUAAAUCUCGCAGAUAAACCAAAGAAUCUCAAAAUAUGAAAUUUCUAUUUAUAAAAUGACAGCGGCAGUUAUAGCGCCAUUUUUUAUUGUCAAUGUUGACAAUCAGUGCCAUUAUAUUGUUGGCGGGGUAUAUUCAUUCUAGAAUAGACAAAUCAAAAUAUGUAUUUUCAUGCAAAUGUACUUUAGUGAAAAUAAAUGAUUUUUGAACCA